Mesocricetus auratus (golden hamster) is the source of this 2450-nucleotide messenger RNA. RefSeq names its product ankyrin repeat domain 46 (gene Ankrd46). Bases 106 to 792 code for a protein of 228 amino acids. NCBI's taxonomy places the organism in Eukaryota, Metazoa, Chordata, Mammalia, Rodentia, Cricetidae. Gene Ontology annotation, molecular function: protein binding. The transcript is spliced from 4 exons. The record is from RefSeq and is a predicted model, not a curated record.
CCCCGCCCCGCCCCGCUCGCCGCCGCCGCUGCAGGAGGAGGAGGAGCAGCUGCUGUCGCCUCUGGCCGCCCCGGGCGCAGGCGUGCCCAUCCGCCACAGACAACCAUGUCCUACGUUUUUGUCAACGACUCUUCACAGACUAACGUGCCCCUGCUUCAGGCCUGCAUUGAUGGAGACUUCACCUAUUCCAAGCGGCUUUUGGAAAGUGGCUUCGACCCAAACAUCCGCGACAGCAGGGGCAGGACAGGCCUCCACUUGGCCGCGGCGCGAGGGAACGUGGACAUCUGCCAGCUGCUGCACAAGUUUGGAGCCGACCCUCUGGCCACGGAUUACCAGGGGAACACGGCCCUCCACCUGUGUGGCCACGUGGACACCAUCCAGUUCCUAGUGUCCAACGGACUCAAGAUCGAUAUUUGCAAUCAUCAAGGUGCUACCCCCUUAGUUCUGGCGAAGCGCCGGGGCGUGAAUAAAGACGUCAUCCGAUUGCUGGAGUCUUUGGAAGAGCAGGAGGUGAAAGGCUUUAACAGAGGUGCGCACUCGAAGCUGGAGACCAUGCAGACGGCGGAGAGCGAAAGCGCCAUGGAGAGCCACUCCCUGCUCAAUCCCAACCUCCAGCAAGGGGAAGGCGUCCUGUCCAGCUUCCGGACCACGUGGCAGGAGUUUGUGGAGGACCUGGGCUUCUGGAGGGUCUUGCUCUUGAUCUUGGUCAUCGCUUUGCUCUCUCUGGGCAUCGCCUACUACGUGAGCGGGGUGCUGCCCUUCGUGGACAACCAACCUGAGCUGGUGCAUUGAGGGCUCAGGGAGAUGAGGCAAGGGGCUGCCAGGGUUGCUUUUUGGUCGGUUCUUAGAGUAUUUCUUAGCGCCAAGCAGCGAGGGCUGUUUUCAUUUUGGAUUUUUACUUGCUGCAACCCUUUGAGAAGACUGAUGUGUCCCUUUGAACUUCGGCUGUGGUUGGUUAGGCUGCGUCCGGAUGCUACCUCUGACACAGCCUGCCACUGAAGACUAUCCCCAGGCUUGUGUGAUCAAAUGUGGCCAUGACCAGAACUCCAGGCAGAGGCAGAGGCAGGCAUGAGGUCCCCCAGCAGGGACCAGACCUGAGGGAGGAAUAGUGACCACUGGAAAGCAGGCUGUUCGUUCUGUGACUCCAUUUUCUUAGUGGAUUUGUUUUCUCUCAGUUUCUGUAAGAGCCCUGUUCUGUUUUUAUUUACUUUCCUGGGGAAGAGGAGAGAGUGAACACUUUCAACUUCCAUUUUUAAUUUUUGUCCCCCACAACCUAAACGGCAAAUUAGAACUGUUAGAAACUUUGAAUUUUAAAGGGUGUUUUGAAGCUAGUCAGACAGCAGGUGGGUUAGAAAGUUAGCUGUCUUUUCUCUAACACGGAUUGAUUUGAUCUGACGUGUGGUUGCUGUGGGACAAUUUUGAUUCAUUCUACACUGGCCAUUUGCAGUGUCUGUGUAAAUUAGCUUGUGGAGUUCACUCCCCCUCAAUUCCAGAUCUCCUCCCAUUCUUACCUUUGAGAUGCCCAGUUCAGAGACACAUCAGGAAAUCCUUUGCAGUGACUAGUCAGUAGAGAAAAGGAAUCCUCCCCUCCAGUGUCACAACAGUCCUUUGUAGUGACUAGUCAGUGGAGAAAAGGAAUCCUCCCCUCCAGUGUCACAACAGUGAGACUUAGUCCUGUGAGCCAGCUGUGUCAUCACAACUAACCUUUGGUCCUAGCUACGCCGUCCUGGUCAGCAAGUGUCUGGCAGUGGGAGUGAGGGAGUAUUUCUGAGUUGAGGGCUCUGAGCAAUAUGGCGCUGGUGUCAUAGUGUCAGUCUGCUGCUACGUAUCGAUGCGCUAUGUGAAUAGGAACCUGGACCCCAAACGAUGCUGUAUCUUCUAACAGUGUGAUUGACAGCCCCCUUUGUCUGUGCUUCUGUAAUAUAGAAACCGUGUUUAUGUUAUUAUGGAGUGUGGAGGCUUAAUACCUUUUCACUGAGUAAAAUCUGAAGCCCACGGUGAAGAACUAAUGCAUUUGUUUUCUGCAGCAAUGCGCCAGCAGCUGACUGUGUAGAGUGGGCCCUCUGCCAGCCUCUGGCUUGCGGACAUUUCCCUCUGCUUUGACAUCCCAGGCAUGGGCACGUCUCUUUCACCUGGCUUUAUCCCAGCUGAAGGGACGGCUUACAGUCCUGACUGGCUGCCCCGGAGCCAGCCCGCAGAGCCUUGCUCUCUCUCUCUUCACGUCACGUGGUGGAAUGCCAGGAGGGAAUGCCCGAGGACAGGAGAGCUCGGGUUCACAGAGUUAGAAUGGAAUGCUUCACAAGUGGUUUUCCCGCCGUAAACUAAGCGUGUGUAAUAUGGACGUGUGCUGGUGUAAGACCCCUGCUUCCCGCCACGGGCUGGCUCCUUUACGUUGUGCUCUGCAUUACUCACUCGGCAAUGCCACCAAUAAAUGCGUUUAUAAAUCCUUA